UCUCGGACUCAUUUUACGUCACACUUUUUUUUUUGUUUAUAUAUUUAUACUCCCCUUAUUUUUAUUUUCCUAAUUAAAAUUUGUGUGUUUACCACAUUCCCCUUCUCCUUCAUCUUUAUCUCUUCAAUCUCUCUCUUUCUCUCUCCUCGGCAAGAUCAACUCGUCAUUUCUCUCUCUACCGCCAUGGAUCCUUACAAGUUUCGGCCAUCAAGUGCGCACAAUUCAUCACACUUCACCACAAAUUCUGGGGCUCCUGUUUGGAACAACAACUCUUCUUUGACUGUUGGCAACAGAGGCCCCAUUCUUUUGGAGGACUAUCAUCUUGUGGAAAAGCUUGCUAACUUUGACCGAGAGCGUAUACCAGAACGUGUUGUUCAUGCCAGGGGAGCGAGUGCUAAGGGAUUUUUUGAAGUUACUCAUGAUAUUACACACCUCACAUGUGCUGAUUUCCUGCGUGCUCCUGGUGUCCAGACACCUGUGAUUGUUCGGUUCUCUACUGUUAUUCAUGAACGUGGGAGUCCUGAAACCCUCAGGGACCCUCGUGGUUUUGCUGUGAAGUUCUACACCAGAGAGGGUAACUUCGAUCUAGUGGGGAACAAUUUCCCUGUGUUUUUCAUUCGUGAUGGUAUGAAAUUCCCUGAUAUGGUGCAUUCCCUCAAGCCCAAUCCUAAAACCCACAUUCAAGAGAACUGGAGGAUCAUGGAUUUCUUCUCUCACCAUCCCGAGAGUUUACACAUGUUCACUUUCCUCUUUGAUGAUGUGGGUGUUCCUGCAAACUACAGACACAUGGAAGGCUCUGGUGUUAACACAUAUACUCUGGUCAACAAGGCUGGCAAAGCAUACUAUGUGAAGUUCCACUGGAAGCCAACAUGUGGAGUUAAGUGUCUGUUGGAGGAUGAAUGCGUCAAAGUUGGAGGAGCUAACCACAGCCAUGCUACUCAGGAUCUUACUGACUCAAUUGCAGCUGGAAACUAUCCUGAAUGGAAGCUGUUUAUCCAGACAAUUGACCCUGCUGAUGAAGAUAAAUUUGACUUUGACCCCCUAGAUGUUACCAAAACAUGGCCUGAGGACAUUUUGCCACUUCAGCCAGUGGGUCGUAUGGUCUUGAACAAGAACAUUGACAACUUCUUUGCUGAAAAUGAGCAGCUGGCUUUUUGCCCUGCUAUUGUUGUUCCUGGGGUCCACUACUCAGAUGACAAGCUGCUUCAGACUCGAAUUUUCUCAUAUGCUGAUACCCAAAGGCAUCGUCUUGGUCCCAACUACCUGCAACUUCCAGUCAACGCUCCCAAGUGUGCUCAUCACAACAAUCACUAUGAUGGUUCCAUGAACUUUAUGCACAGAGAUGAGGAGGUGGACUACUUUCCAUCAAGAUAUGAUCCCGUUCGUCAUGCUGAGAGAUAUCCCAUUCCUGCAAAUAUUUUGAAUGGAAGGCGUGAAAGGCAAAUCAUUGCAAAGGAAAACAACUUUAAGCAGCCUGGAGAGCGAUACAGAUCAAUGGACCCAGCCAGGCAAGAGAGAUUUAUCUGCAGAGUGGUUGAUGCUUUAAGCGACCCUCGUGUCACCCAUGAGAUACGCAGUAUCUGGGUUUCAUACUGGACCCAGGCUGACAAAUCUCUGGGUAUGAAAGUUGCAAGCCGACUUAAUGUGAGACCAACCAUGUAGAGAUGGUCAACAUGAAUACAUGAUUGUUCUAUAUGGGGAGAUCGAGAUGAGGAUUGCAAUUGCAAAAAACUGUAAUAUCUAGCUACUUUGUGAAAUACUAUAAACUGUCAGUACUCGGAUCAUAGAACAUGAGUUUUUUUUAUUAAGUUUCUGUUGUUCGUGUUACAGACUUGCUUGCAGUACAAUGAGUAUGUGUCCUGUAAUCUCAUUUUGAUUUCUACUAUUAUUGAUGUGUAACCCUAUUGGAUUACUAAAUAUGGUUCUGUAUCUGCUAUGGAGCGCAAAUAUUAUACAUCAUAUUUAUGAACAUAAUUCACUACUCAUA
Molecule: messenger RNA, 1987 nt
Organism: Chenopodium quinoa (quinoa)
Lineage: Eukaryota; Viridiplantae; Streptophyta; Magnoliopsida; Caryophyllales; Amaranthaceae
Product: catalase-like
Exons: 8
Coding region: 184-1662 (492 amino acids)
Biological process (GO): response to hydrogen peroxide; hydrogen peroxide catabolic process
Cellular component (GO): cytoplasm; peroxisome; plasma membrane
Molecular function (GO): catalase activity; heme binding
Source: RefSeq, a predicted model, not a curated record